AUAAAAAUGAACAGAUGGAUUAUCCAAUGGUGAAAAGGAGAGCCGGCCCACCCCUGCCAGGAUGCCGCAAUCAGAGCAGAGAGGGGCGGGCUCCAGACACAACAAACCCGGCACCGUUACUGGGAAGUGUGGAGUCCGCUGCCACCGGGGCUGGAUGUCGAUAUCACAAUGACCGAGCCUCUGAAAUAAACCAUUCAAAGUUCCCUGCUCCGGAGUAAAAGUAGUAGCAAUUUGAGCAAAGUUGAAAGCGCUUUGAAGAAGGUCGGAGCAUACUUCCAAAGGGUUUUUGUUUUACUGUCGAGGAAACUUUGGAACAAGUUUGAAAAAUUUGCAACAAAUUUGAAACUUUUAAAAAAAAAUUGUCGAGAAAAAGUUAAAAAGUGACCUUUCGGACAAAGAUUGUGAACUUUUCAGGAAAGUUUGCAACAAAUUUGGAAAGUUUCUUUUUGAUGUCGAGAAAAUGUUAAAGUGACCAUUCCGAUAAAGUUAGUGAACUUUUGGGGCAAGUCUGCAUCAAGUUAGCCGCGGCUAUGGCCGUGUACACUCUGACCGGCUUCUCGCUGGUGAGUCUGCUGUCGUUUGGCUACAUGUCUUGGGAUUGGAUGAAGGCCGAUUCAAGCGGCGAGGGCGAGGCGGCGGUGGCCGGAGCCGCGGACAAACCACACAUCCUCUUCAUCUUGGCUGAUGACCAGGGCUACCACGACAUCGGCUACCACCGCUCGGAGAUCCGCACCCCGGUCUUGGACAGCUUGGCCGCCCAAGGGGUCAAACUGGAGAAUUACUACAUCCAGCCCAUCUGCACGCCCUCCAGGAGCCAGCUGAUAACGGGAAGGUACCAGAUCCACACGGGCCUGCAACACUCCAUCAUCCGGCCACGACAACCUAACUGCCUCCCCCUGGGCCAGGUGACCCUGCCGCAGAAGCUACAGGAGGUGGGCUACUCCACCCACAUGGUGGGCAAGUGGCACCUGGGCUUCUACAAGAAGGACUGCCUGCCCACCCGGCGGGGCUUUGACACUUUCUUCGGCACCCUAACGGGCAGCACGGACUAUUACACCUACGACAACUGCGAUGGGCCGGGGGUGUGUGGGUUUGACCUCCACGACGGGGAGAAUGUGGCGUGGGAACACAGCGGGAAGUACUCCACCCAACUCUACGCCCAGAAGGUCACAAAGAUCUUGGCAUCCCACAGCCCCAAGGAGCCACUCUUCAUCUACUUGGCCUUUCAGGCGGUCCACACCCCGCUACAGUCGCCCAAGAAGUACAUCUACCAAUACAGGUCGCUGGGCAACGUGGCGCGGCGCAAAUACGCGGCGAUGGUGACCUGCAUGGACGAAGCCAUCGGCAACAUCACCGCCGCCCUCAAGAGGUACGGCUACUACCAGAACACCGUGAUGAUCUACUCAACGGACAAUGGCGCCCAACCCUUUUCCGGUGGCAGCAACUGGCCCCUGAGGGGGCGCAAGGGGACCUACUGGGAAGGGGGUAUCAGGGGGAUUGGGUUUGUCCACAGCCCCCUGAUCAGGAAGAAGGGGCGUGUGAGCAGGGCUUUGAUCCACAUCACGGACUGGUACCCCACCCUGGUCUCGCUGGCUGGAGGCAACUUGACCGUCACCCCUCCGCUGGAUGGCUACAACAUUUGGCAGACCAUCAGCAGGGGGAAGAGGUCUCCACGCAAGGAGAUCUUGCACAACAUCGACCCCUUGCACAGCCUGGCCAAGUCCGGAUCCUUGGAGGAAGGUCUGGGCAUCUGGAACACGGGCGUCCAAGCGGCUAUCCGGACGGGCGACUGGAAGCUAUUGACCGGAGACCCCGGAUACAGUGACUGGAUCCCACCCCAGACCCUCCCCAGCCUUCCGGGGAUCUGGUGGAACUUGGAACGGCAGAGGUCGGGCAGCCACAGGACGGUGUGGCUCUUCAACAUCACGGCCGACCCCUACGAGAGGGUGGAGGUGUCCGCCGAGCACCCGGCGGUGGUCAGAAGGUUGUUGACCAGGCUGGCUCAUUAUGAGAGGACCUCCCUCCCCGUGCGUUACCCAGCCGAUGACCCCCGGGCAAACCCGGAGCUCCACGGGGGAGCCUGGAUGCCCUGGGCCAGCGAGGAUGAGGUGGUGGAGGGAACGGUGAGGAAGAAGAGCAAGAAGAAGACUUGCAAGAUCUGCAAGCUCAAGUCCUUCUUCAAGAAGCUCAACACCAGGAUAAUGUCCAACCGCAUCUAGGUGGCUUGUGAACCAGGCCCCAAGGCUGGGAGAUACCUGGAUCCAAGGUGGACCUUUUGGGGGUGUGGGAGUGUGGUGAACAUGAAGGGUAGGGACUUCCCUCCUUCCGGCUCCUACCCUUUCCUCUCCGUUCCUCCCUCUGCCUCUUCUCUCCCUCGAGCCCCAGAAUCACGACGAAGGAUUGCAAUACGAGGGCACUUUGUAUGGGUGGAGCGUUCAACCUGUGGCUGAUGCGGUGGCAAAGCAGGUAGUUCCACUGCCUCAUAGGUCCAUAUACCACCGAUUCAAACCCAAGUGUGCGUAUGUGUGUGUGUGUCUGUUUGUGUGGAGUUUGCACGUUCUCCUUAUGACCGCAUGGGUUUCCUCCAUGUGCUCCGGUUUCUUCCCACGUCCCAAAGACUUGCGGGUUUGGAAGCUAAUCGGACCUCUGCAAUUUGCCUCUAGUUUGUGGGGAGUGGAUGAGAAAGUGGGAUAACAUAGAACUAGUGUGAAUGAGUGAUCGAUGGUCAGCAUUGACCCUGUGGGCCAAAGGGCCUGUUUCCAUGCUGUAUCUUUCGAUCAAUCAAUCAAUCCCUCUGAAUUUUCCCAUCCACAUAUCUGUCCAAACAUCUUUUAAAGAUCGAUCCUGACUACGGGUCCUGUCUGUAUGGUGUUUGUACGUUCUCCCUGUGAGCACGUGAAUUUUCUCCGGGUAAUCCGAUUUCUUCCCUUACUCCAAAGACGUGCAGGUUUGUAGUUAAUUGGCUUUUUUAAAUUGGAAAUUGUUCCUAGUGUGUAGGAUAGUACUAAUGUAGGGGGUGAUCACUGGCCUGCAAGGACUUAGUGGGCCGAAGGGCCUUUCCACGCUAUAUCUCUAAAGUCUAAAGGUAUUCCUCAAUUUUAAAAUGAUUUCCCCAUCUCAACAUUGCCAAGGUUGCUUGAGUUAUAGGGAGAGGUUGAACAAGCUGUGAUUUAUUUUUUUGUGUGUAGGAGGGAACUGCAGAUGCUGAUUUAAAUUGAAGAUGGACACAAAAUGCUGGAGGAACUCAGCGGGAUAGGUAGCAUCUCUGGAGAGAAUGAAUGGGUGACGUUUCGGAUCGGGACCAGUCUGAAGAAGUGUCCCUACCCAAAACGUCACCCAUUCCUUCUUUCUAGAGAUGCUGCCUGUCUCCCUGAGUUACUCCAGCAAUUUGCCUCUAUCUGGGAAUUUGUUAUUAUUGUCUAAUCAAAGAUGGGAUCAGAGGAACAAGGAACUGCAAAUGCUGGUUUACAAGAAAAAGGACACAAAGGGCUGGAGUAACUCAGCGGGUCAGGCAGCAUCACUGGAGAAUAAGGAUGGGUGAUGAAUCUGGUCGUGACCCUUCUACAGAUUGCUUCAGCCGUUAUUCGUGAUGUUGAGUUGCAAGUGUUACAAUGACACUGGCAAGUGUGGGGAAUUUUUUACAUACACAGAGGGUGGUGGGUGCCUGGAACGCGUGUUAUGACCCUUCUUCAAAUUGAUGUAGGAGGGCAAUUGAUAGGUGGAUACAGGUGAGGGGGAAGUUUCAAGAUGAAACUUCAUUAUACCAAAAGCUUUAGAUAUUGAUGGAAAGGCCAACAUCUCUAAGAGUCUUGACUAUUUUGGAUUAAAUUGAAUAUCUGUGCCAAUUAUUUUUUAUACUGUUUAUUUAAUAUUGUCGUGACUGUGUUCAACCGGUCGUGAAAUAAACUGAAACAUUACGAA
This is a messenger RNA of Leucoraja erinaceus (little skate), 3921 nucleotides long. Its product is annotated as arylsulfatase I-like. The record is from RefSeq and is a predicted model, not a curated record. The transcript is spliced from 2 exons. NCBI's taxonomy places the organism in Eukaryota, Metazoa, Chordata, Chondrichthyes, Rajiformes, Rajidae. Bases 531 to 2219 code for a protein of 562 amino acids.